Molecule: messenger RNA, 9784 nt
Organism: Balaenoptera musculus (blue whale)
Lineage: Eukaryota; Metazoa; Chordata; Mammalia; Artiodactyla; Balaenopteridae
Gene: PRDM10
Product: PR/SET domain 10
Exons: 23
Coding region: 3511-7035 (1174 amino acids)
Cellular component (GO): nucleus
Molecular function (GO): protein binding
Source: RefSeq, a predicted model, not a curated record
UUGCUGUACACCUGAAACUAACACAACAUUGUAAAUCAACUAUGCUCCAAUAAAAAGAAAAAAAAGAAAUACAAUGUAUAAUCUGAUGAAUUCUAAAAUUGUAUUGCAGCCCAGAUCUCUCCUUGAAUUCCAACUGCUUCUGCAGUAUGUCCAACUGUAUUUCUAAAAGAUAUUUCAAAAUUGACAUGACUAUAAUAGAACUCUUAAUUUUCUAACCAGGUCUCUCCUCAGUUAAGCUAUCCACAUUUACUAGGUCACUUAAGUCUCAACUUUAGGCAUCGGUCUUGAUCACUCUCUUGUCAUUACUAGAAAUGCCAACUCUCACCCAUUCUCUUAUUCAUUUGCAAGUUCUUUGGCUGUACCUCAAAAAUAUAUUUGGUAUCCAUACAUUUCCCCCAUUUACACUACUGUUUUAGUCAAGAUCACCAUCAUUUCUUGCUUAGACCAUAUUGCAGCAGACCCUUACUAUCCUCCUUGUCUCCCGUUUCUCAUCCCCUCAGCCAACAUGAUAAGCUUCCUAGAGCAGCCUGAGUUAUCUUUAAAAACAAAACAAAACAUUGUAUCAUACCUUUGCUUAAAACCUCUACUUUAAAUUGCACUUAAGAUACAAUAACAACUCCCAUACUCUAGCCUUCAAAGUAAUAUAUGAUCUGACCCUUGCCUGUUUCCCCAAGUUUUCUUGAAUCACUGUAUUUCUUGCCCUGUGUCCUAGCAACUCAGGCUUUCUUAUGUUUUUCAGUGUGUUAGAGUGAAAGCUCUCCAUAAAGGCAGGGAUUUUUAUGUGUUGUGUUUUUCCUUUUGUCUAUAAUGUUAAUUGACAAAUCUCAAAGCACCUAGGACAGUGCCUGGCAUAUCACAAGCAUUCAAUGAAUAUUUAUUCUAUGGAAGAAUGAAUGAAUAGGUGCAUGCUUUUUUCUUUUUUUUUUCCCCUCAUGCCUUUACAUCUGCUGGUCUCAGACUGGAAUGUUCUCCAAGAUCUUAGCACAGUGGACUUUUUUCAUCAAUCAAGUCUCAGCUCAAAUGUUAGCAUCUUAGAAAGGAUUUCUUUGACACCUUUAUUUAAAUUGCCAGCAUUCUCCUCCCCUUUGUAUUUUCCUGCUUUGUUUUCUUCGUAGCACUUAUCAUUACCUGAAAUCAUCUCAUUUAUUGAUCAAUUUUCUUCUGUUGCCUCCACUAGAACGUAAGCUCCAUGAGAGCAGGGGCUUUGUUUUGGCUCCCCAUUCCAUCCUCAUUGUUUAGAACAGUGACUGGUAGACAGUACAUAUUCAGUACUUGUAUACUGAAGGGAGAGAAUUCUACUGUGUGCAAAUUUAAUAAUUAAUUGAAACAUUUAUAUAAAAGGCAGAUUCCUGAGGCUCAUUCCAAACCUUCUGAGUAACAAAAUCUCUGGGGUGGUGUCUACCUGUAACAUUUGUGCACUCUAAAGUUUUAGCUCUAGGGAAUUCCCUGGCGGUCCAGUGGUUAGGACUCUACGCUUUCAGCCCUUCCACUGCAGGGGACACACGGGUUCAGUCCCUGGUGGGGGAACUAAGAUCCUGCGUAGCUGCGUGGCCAAUAAAGUUUUAGACAAUUUCUCCAAGUCCAUGAGGCCAACUUGGGUCCUCCAGUCCAGACAGCCCCAUUCCUCAUGGCAAUUUCCCCUUUUGUGUUCCUUGCGGACAUUUCUGGUCAGCAGACUUCAGCUGUGAUGAUCCCAGUCCUUCAGAGAGGAUGUAAUAAUGUUAAAUCUCAAAAAGGGGGAAAUUCUCUCUAGGGGCCGUGGACCUGUCCAUUCUGGCCUUGUCUACUCACAGCACCAAAAGAGAACAUUCCAGUGACUCUCUUAACUAAUAUCAUCUUUCCUAAGGCAACUGACUUUCAUGUGUCUUUAUAUCCAGCUAAGAGUGAAUAGCAUCUCUUACUAUAAAUGUUAAGGUCUGCCUCAUCAGACCCCAAGUGUGCUUUCAAUUAAAUUCAGCAAGUGUUUACUGACAGCCUGCACAGGAGUCUAUGGUGGAACAAGGCAUGGGUUAAUCAUCAAGUUGCUUACAAGGUAGUCAACAGUCCUGAAAUUCCAAAAGCAAUGUUUUCCCAAAAUUUCCCAAAUUUUGUUUCCAGUUUUUAAAAUAAACAGUAAAGAGGAUAUUGUUGAAUGAAUUUUACAUCCUCCACUAGCCCACCGCCCCGUGUUUUCUAUUCUUAGGUCUUUUGCUUAGUGGUACUUUCUUGGUUAGCCAAUAGUUCAGCAAUUUUGUAUAUUUUAUCGUCAUUGACACUUUUAUCCGUUUAAGAUCUAGCGUGCUAAGUAUUUUACACGUAAAUCCCACUUAAUCUUCAAAACAACGUAGCAAGUUAGAUGUCAUGGACAGGAUUACGGCUCCCUGAAGGUCCAAAGGCUCAAGGUCUCUUCAAGAUCUAGUUGCCAUUAGUGUUAGGGGCGGGGAACUGCAGCUGGCGUCUUGCUGCAAAGCCGGAGCUCAUUUCUCUGCACUGGGCUGCUGUGAGAAGGCAAUUUUAAGGGAUGGUACGAUGUGGAAGCCUGAGGUUAAGAAAAGAGUGAGUUAAGCCCUUGGUUAACCAGGGUUGAAUAACAUCUUCAUGUUUGUGAAAAUCACUUCCUUUCAGCAUGGUAAAGGGGAGAGGAGAGACGCAGUGCCGCACUCCGGGCUUCUGCCGGGCUGAGGUCAGACGCCGGGGCCGGCUCCCAGGCGCAGGGCUUCCGUGCGUGGCGUGGGCUCUGCUGGGCGCUCCGCAAGCCGGCCCGCUGCCGGGGCCCGAGCCGCCUCCAAGCCCACGCGCCCUCGGCCCGCCGCGUCCCGGGGCGCAGCUCUCAGGACGCAAGCCCUCGGGGGGCGUGCAGCACCCGACGAGCAGCUCCUCCUCCCCACCUUGGGCACCGAGGCUGGAAGGCUCCCCACCUGGGCCGCAGCCGCCAGUCCUUUCGAGCGGUCUUGACCCUGAAACCGAAGAGUCGGCUUCUCUGAUUGGCUUAGAGCACAAACGCAGGCGAGCGGUGCCUGAGACCCGCUCUUUGAUUGGACUUUAAACGAACAGCAGAGCACGAAAUAAAGAGGCCUUCCGUCAUUGGGCCACUGUGUGAAUCUCCUUUUAGCUUCUCCGCUGACUGAACAAGCGUCUCAGGAUCUUCGUCAUGAGUCUUAAAUCUGGGCCUGUCAGUUCGCCCCAGCGUUACUCCUCUCUAGGCGAGGCAUGGAGUUUACAGAGUUCAACCAAUCACAUAACGCCGAGAUCAGGUUGUCAGGCAGGUUAUGCUAAUGAGGCCCCGCCUUUUAUGCAGCUCCCACUCUGCGGCGGGAAGAACCACCUGGAGGUGGCGGGGGGGGUUUGAUUUCCAUCACCCCUAGGGAGAGAGGAUCGGGGACCCGCUGAUCUUCCAGCUCCCCUCACCCAACAUCGUGCACGUUGCAGAGAGGCCUUUUUGUCCUUGAUGAACACUCGCGGGGUAGGCAGAUGACUGUCCUUCACCCCGAGCUGCUCUAGGUGCCCAGGACGCUGUCCAGCAAGGAAAGGAUGGAUUCCAAAGAUGAAAGCUCACACGUGUGGCCUCCGGCUGCAGAGCAUGAGGAGAAUGCCACACAGGUGCAUUUUGUUCCAGACACUGGAACUGUGGCCCAGAUUGUCUACACCGAUGACCAGGUCCGUCCACCACAGCAGGUGGUGUACACGGCAGAUGGUUCCUCUUACGCGUCAGUGGAGGGUCCGGAGCACACGCUGGUCUACAUCCAUCCCGUGGAAGCUGCGCAGACGCUGUUUACAGACCCAGGCCAGGUAGCUUAUGUCCAACAGGAUGCUACAGCUCAACAGAUGCUGAAAAAGUUUACAUUCUCACCAACAGUGUAUGAGAUCGCCCAUUUCCACACGCCCUUGCCACAUUGGGCCUCGUUGCCGGUGCACAACCAGGUGUUGCCUUCAAUUGAGGGCGUGGAUGGCUCGGACCCUUUGGCGACCCUGCAGAACCCCAUGGCCAGGCUGGAGGCCAAGGAGGAGGAGGACGAGGAGGAGGAGGAGGAUUCUGAGGAGGAGGACGAGGAAGACGGCGAAGACACAGACCUGGACGACUGGGAGCCUGACCCCCCUCGGCCCUUCGACCCACACGACUUGUGGUGCGAGGAGUGUAAUAACGCACACUCUUCCGUGUGCCCGAAGCAUGGCCCCCUGCAUCCGAUCCCCAACCGGCCGGUGCUGACUCGGGCGCGGGCCAGCCUCCCCCUGGUGCUGUACAUCGACAGGUUCCUGGGCGGUGUGUUCUCCAAAAGGCGUAUCCCCAAGCGCACCCAGUUCGGCCCCGUGGAGGGGCCGCUGGUCAGGGAGUCGGAACUGAAGGACUGUUACAUCCACCUCAAGGUUUCUCUGGAUAAAGGUGACAGAAAAGACAGGGAUUUGCACGAAGACCUGUGGUUUGAGUUGUCUGACGAGACCCUCUGUAACUGGAUGAUGUUUGUACGCCCGGCCCAGAAUCACCUGGAGCAGAACCUGGUGGCUUAUCAGUACGGCCACCACGUGUACUACACAACGAUCAAGAACGUGGAGCCCAAGCAAGAGCUUAAGGUGUGGUAUGCUGCUUCCUAUGCUGAGUUUGUGAACCGGAAGAUUCAUGACAUUUCCGAGGAAGAAAGGAAAGUUCUUCGAGAGCAAGAGAAGAAUUGGCCCUGCUACGAAUGUAACCGCCGAUUUGUAAGCUCAGAGCAGCUGCAACAGCAUCUCAACUCGCAUGAUGAGAAACUGGAUGUGUUUAGCAGAACAAGAGGCAGAGGAAGGGGGCGAGGCAAGAGGCGGUUUGGCCCGGGUCGACGGCCGGGACGCCCUCCCAAAUUUAUCCGCUUGGAAAUAACCAGUGAAAAUGGGGAGAAGUGUGAUGAUGGGACACAGGACUUGCUGCACUUUCCCACCAAGGAGCAGUUCGAUGAGGCUGAACCUGCAACUCUGAAUGGCCUGGACCAGCCGGAGCAGCCCGCGCUCGCAGUCGCUCAGCUGCCGCCGGAAGCCCAGUCUUCUCUGGAGCACGAGACGGAAACGCACGAGCUGCACCUGCAGCCCCAGCACGAGGAGAGCGCGCUGCCCGCGCAGAGCACCCUGACUGCCGACGACAUGCGCAGGGCCAAGCGCAUCCGGAAUGCAGCUCUUCAGCAUCUGUUUAUUCGGAAGUCCUUCCGGCCUUUUAAAUGUUUGCAGUGUGGGAAGGCCUUCCGUGAAAAGGACAAACUGGACCAACACUUGCGCUUCCAUGGGCGGGAGGGGAGCUGCCCGUUGACCUGUGACCUCUGUAACAAGGGCUUCAUCAGCAGUGCGUCCUUGGAGAGCCACAUGAAGCUCCACUCGGACCAGAAGACUUACUCUUGCAUUUUUUGCCCAGAAUCCUUUGACCGCCUUGAUUUGUUGAAAGAUCACGUGGCCAUUCAUAUCAGUGAUGGCUACUUCACCUGCCCAACUUGUAAGAAACGGUUCCCAGAUUUUAUCCAGGUGAAAAAACACGUGCGAAGCUUCCACUCGGAAAAGAUCUACCAGUGUACGGAGUGCGACAAGGCCUUCUGCCGCCCCGACAAGCUGCGGCUGCAUAUGCUCCGGCACUCAGACCGUAAGGACUUCCUGUGUUCUACGUGUGGGAAGCAGUUUAAGCGAAAAGACAAACUACGGGAACACAUGCAGAGGAUGCACAACCCUGAGAGGGAGGCCAAGAAAGCCGACCGCAUCAGCCGCUCCAAGACGUUCAAGCCGCGCAUCACGUCCACCGACUACGACAGCUUCACGUUCAAGUGCCGCCUGUGCAUGAUGGGCUUCCGGAGACGAGGCAUGCUGGUAAAUCACUUAUCAAAGAGGCACCCAGACAUGAAGAUAGAAGAGGUGCCAGAGUUAACUCUACCCAUCAUAAAGCCCAACCGUGACUACUUUUGUCAGUAUUGUGAUAAGGUUUAUAAAAGUGCCAGCAAGCGAAAAGCCCAUAUUCUGAAGAACCAUCCUGGGGCUGAGCUCCCACCAAGCAUUCGGAAACUUCGUCCUGCUGGCCCUGGAGAACCAGACCCCAUGCUGAGCACCCACACCCAGCUCACAGGCACUAUAGCUACCCCGCCCGUGUGCUGCCCUCACUGCUCCAAACAGUACAGCAGCAAGACCAAGAUGGUACAGCACAUUCGAAAGAAGCAUCCAGAGUACGCCCAGCUCCCCAACACCAUACACACACCUCUGACAACAGCCGUGAUCAGUGCGGCUCCAGCUGUUCUAACUACAGACAGUGCUACCGGAGAGACUGUGGUGACAACAGACUUGCUAACCCAGGCUAUGACGGAACUGUCCCAGACCUUAACGACGGAUUACCGAACGCCGCAAGGGGACUACCAGAGAAUCCAGUACAUUCCUGUGUCGCAGUCUACAUCUGGUCUACAGCAGCCUCAGCACAUACAGCUUCAAGUGGUGCAGGUGGCCCCGGCCACUUCCCCUCACCAGUCUCAGCAGUCCACGGUGGACGUCGCCCAGCUCCACGACCCUCAGACCUACACGCAGCACGCCAUCCAGGUGCAACACAUCCAGGUCACGGAGCCCCCCGCCCCGGCCGCGCCCGCCUCCCAGGUGGCAGGGCAGCCGCUGAGCCCCUCCCCGCAGCAGUCUCAGCAGGGGCUCAGCCCCUCCCAGGUUGCAGGCAGCUCCUCGCAGGGCCAGGCCCUCCAGCAGCAGCCCCAGAGCACCACGGUCCAGCACACGUACCUCCCCAAUGCCUGGAAUUCCUUCCGCGGCUACUCAUCGGAGAUUCAGAUGAUGACGCUCCCCCCCGGUCAGUUUGUGAUUACAGACAGUGGCGUGGCAACUCCGGUCACCACUGGCCAAGUGAAGGCGGUGACUCCAGGUCAUUAUGUGCUAUCAGAAAGUCAAUCAGAAUUGGAGGAAAAGCAAGCUUCUGCUCUCACUGGUGGAGUCCAGGUUCAGCCAACUGCGCAUGGUGACUUGGACCCCCAGACCACCAGCCAACAGCCCACCCAGUACAUCAUUACAACCACCACCAACGGGAAUGGGAGCAGCGAAGUGCACAUCACUAAACCUUAACUUCCAUCCUUGAGCCAGAAUCAAACAGUCACAUCAUGUCUUUUCUUAUUCAUACGUCUGGAACGUCUGGAAGCUUCUGACACUUAGAACUCUUUUUUAAGAUUUAUCACUCAAGAGUUUGGAAAUCACAGUUUUGACGCUUAUACAUACACUGGGGCUUAUUUUAUCAAGGUCAUCUUUACCAAAUGGACUCUUCAAACCCUAGGAGUUUCUGCCACGGAAUGGAGAUCUUUCAGGGGAAAGUAGAUUUCAAGACAGAGAAACCUUGCCUUGCUCUUGAGUUGGUUUUUUAACACAUAGAUAAGCCUUACUUUUCCUUUGUGGAAAUAUUAAGCAGUGUAUUGUGUUUGUACCAAAGGUGGAUAAAGGAUGUGCCAAGUCCAUGGCCACUGGACUUGUUGAUUCCAAGCCAUGGCACCAAAGGCAAAGGGGCAUUUUAUGGGCGCGUAUUAGGUCGGAACUGCUUCAUCUUGAGAGUUUGCAUUCUCAGUAACUUAACAAAGGAAGCCCAUUGAAUAUGAAAAUGAAAAUGAUGAAGCAAAGGUUUCAUCAGUGAUGAUCUGAAGGAAAAACUGUUACCUAAAUUUUUCUUAUUGCUGAUUUUUAAAAAACUUGCCUUUUUUGGAAAACCGUUGUUGGGCUAUUGGUAGUGCUUUCCACAGACCCUGGCCCUCAGUGGACUAGGCCAGAACCUCAUGUUCUGAUAGGUCUUACUUUAUUACUCCACAACUGUGGACUCCCUGUACAAGAAAAGGAUGCUUGGUGUCAACAGAAUUUAGACUCCCAGGUUACAGGUUGGCCUCCCAUUCUCUGGUUGUACUUGUAUGAAGAAGGAGAUAUUGGAGAUGACAGUACCAAGAAAAAUUAUUGAUACUAAAACAACUAUAUAGAGCGUAAAAAGCACUGAGACCUUGUCCUGCCUUUCAGGAUCCAUUUACCACUCAUUGGUAAAGGGUGAAUCCUUGCUCGUACUAGGUGUACCUGCAACCCUUGCUCACAGCAUGCAGUGUAUUUUAGUACUUCCAAUUCUGUCUUAGAAUGAACAUUCUUUCAGGUUGGAUGCAAAGGUGGUCCUCCUUAUUUCUUAACACUUUCAACUUUAAAUAUAUUGCAAUUCAUCUGGACAUUUUGGUAAGAUGACCAACUUCACACCUAGGAGAAAAAUAAAAAUGUGGGGACCAUUUAUAAUAUGUUAGAGUAAUUAUAAGGAAUCUGGAAGGAAUCCAAUCUUAAUAUUACAUUGUCAGUUGGGAGAGGGAGAAAAACUGCCUCAGUGAUAGUUUUUCUUAUCAUUGUUCCUGUUUGGGAGUCUUAUUAGCUGUGAAUUCAAUGGGGAAAAUAUUUCCCUUCUUUUUACUGUACAUUCCAGUUGUGCACAUAAAACACUGCAGAAAUCAGUAUGUAGUUUAACAACUUUUUGUGACAUACUAAUACAUUUUUAGAAUAAUUAUGGCAUGGUAGAAUUUAUCAUUCCAGAACAGAAAGACCUACCUUCAGUUUCAAAUGAAGUUAAAUAAUUUUUUUAUUGACAUUUCUGGGUAAAAACUGGUUCUAUAAAUUAAGAAGUAUAGUAGCUUCUUUAUGGUAAAGAUACCUUUUUGAAAAGUAAACAAUUCUGUGAAGUAACUUUACUAAUACGUAGACUUUGCACUUUAUUAUUGAGACCUCAUUCAUUUAGUUAUCCCUGACAAUUUAGGCACUAAGAGAACUUGAGAGUUACUUGCUAAUUGUGUAGAAAAUGAAAAUGGACUCUAUAUCUUUGGUAACAGAGGUAAUGCUGAUGUUUUCAAUAGAAAAUAUUGACUCUGUGUCACAAUAUAGAGAUUUUUGAGUCCCAAAGUCCUACAAUGUGAUGAUUAUAAAUAUCCUAGUGUCCAGUCUAGAGAGACUUGCUAGGUAAAACAUAUUAGACUUUCCCAAAGGUCCAGUUUAGUUUUUAUAACUUAAAUUUGGUCCUGUUGGUUCCUUUUUAAUUUGAACCAGCAAGGUAUUCCUCCCUCCCCUCAGGAAUAACUUACUGAUUAAAAUGGAAAACUAUCACUGAAUGGAAUGUUCAUUUUAUGCCAGUUAUUUCAAGUUUUAAAAUACACAGAAGAGAAAAAGUAUUGCGGAAGGACCUCUGUUUCUUUCCCAUCUAAGUUCUUUUUUUUCCCUUUUGUUUUUUUGUCCUUAUGUGGAAUAAGUAAAGACUCUAAAACUAAUUUGUAUAUUAUCCACCAGAGAUGCAGGUGUGGCAGUCAAGCCAAACAACAUUGCUUUAAGAUCAGGUAUUCUGUAUAUUUAUUCUAAGAUAAUGGCUUUUCAAAAGGACUUGGAUUUGAAGAGAUGGCAGAUUAUAAGCCAUCUGAAGACCCAAUUUGGAAAAAAUGUCUGUAGCCAAUGUUUAUACUGUGGCCUCGCCUAAGACACACUGGCACUGUAGACUUGGAUCAGUGCAGUGUGAGCAUUUUGGAGUAGGUUACAUAGAGAUUUUACAUUUUUACUGUUUCAUUUGUGCCCACAUAAACGGAGAUUUCAUCAUGUAAAAUUCCUGUUAUUCCGGAGAAACCUAUUGUUUUGAUCUUCUGGAAUUGUUUUCUGAUUUGGAAUUAUCCUUUCAAAAAACUCUUAAGAUAUGUAGGGCUAAAAAGCACUUCAUGAGAUGCUGAAGCUGACCCACAGGUUGAAAAUGUUGACCUUAUCCUGUUAUUUAAAUGUGAACAUUUACUGUACAUUCAGUGAGUUAUAGUGUUAAUAGUCUUGUGCUACU